Molecule: messenger RNA, 1035 nt
Organism: Rubroshorea leprosula
Lineage: Eukaryota; Viridiplantae; Streptophyta; Magnoliopsida; Malvales; Dipterocarpaceae
Source: the annotation of a GenBank genome assembly
CCAAACUCCUCCGGCUAGGGUUUGGAGUCGGCGGGCCUCUUCCUUCGAGACUUCUCUCCGGCAGCGGAGCCUCUCUAUUUUUCUUCCUCUUUGCUUCGAGUCUUUAGGCAGGGCUUUUCGAUUGAUCCAGUUGAGGCGCCAUAACCUGGUGCUUCUCCUCUAUUUGCAACAUCGCCACAUCUAUUCGGGAGUGCCAGAUCUCUGCAGAUUCAUCUUGUUUUCGCCACUGCUACAACAUCCCAAUCAUGGCGGAAGAUAACCUGGGUUUUAUGGUCCGUCGGAUCCGAAUUGCAGAGAACAAAGCCGAGAUCCUCCCACUGCAUAUGUUCCGGAAACAAGAUGAUGCUAAAGUGAAUAUGUUACAGAUGGUUGGGAACUUGCUAUCCCGACGGAGGAUCAGCCUUAAUGGCCUCCAAAAUGUUUUAACGGCUUCCGGGAACCCUAAGAAAGCUCUUGUAAUUGUCGAUCCAGGUGGCUGUCAUUGGAGAUGGAUUGGUUUUUUAGGCCGAAAACAGGAGGAAAGGAUGGCGGUUGGGAAAGCUGACGGUGUUCUACGAGGGGAGAACACUAUUCCAAUCGUUAAAGGGGCUCUCGUUCCCUUAAUGACUUUCGGCCACAUGGGAUUAAAGAGGAUUGGAGCAAUUAGGGCUAUGGUUGGGAGCUCAUGGAGACGAGGGAGGUGGUUGGGCUUGGAUGGAGGACCAUGCCCCUUCUUGCUACUUAUUCCUCAAUGAAUAGAUAGGGCGGCAACUUGUGGGUUGGGGACUGUUUGUUGCCGAAAUCCCUUGCUCUCCCCAUGAAGCUGGUUAACUAGCCCUAUUUAACCCAUACAGCGAUUGCAAUUGUAAUCUCUAGUUGCAGAUGGCUCUUUUUACUUAAUUGUCUAUAUUCGUCAUGGGCAUAGUUAAAAUCUGUUACUAGGCUGUAGGUUAUGCUUCUGUUUCUGCUUGUUAGGCUCUCAUGCUUUAGGCUAUAUGCCAUGUGAUGGAGUUUUUACUGUACGUUCUUAUUAUUCAAUAUAUUUCUCCAUUUCUU